GCCGCUCUCGGAAAGGACGAAGAUGACGCCCCCGCCGCGGCUCUCCGCACCCUGUGCGGGAAGGACUCAGGUGUGAUCACAUGGCGCGUCGAUGCUGGUAACCGGGAGAGAAAUCGAAACCGGCCCUGGGGUGCUCGGACAGCCCGUGACACCGGUGCCCGGCUUCUCCCACGCCGAGAAACUUGGAGACCGCGUUGAAAGAGGAGGAGUUCUUUGGUGGGCUUGUUCAGAGCCAGAAGGGGGGGGGGAGGCUUUCGUUGAUCAAGAUGAGGAACCGAAGGUGACGGGGGCCCUGCCCUGCCCUCUCAGCACCAAGGGGAGCUGACUAGGUGGGCCACCCCGCACAGAGCUGGGGCUGCAGGAGCCGGGAGAAAGCUCGGCCUGGCGGCCCGUCCGUUUGGGUGGCGAGAAGGACCCGGCAACAUGGCAGGGGAGCUACCUGUGGACUUGAGGACCUGGCGGAAGGGCGGUGGCCCAGGCAGAUGGGAGGGGCUGGAGGGGGAGAAGAAGGCGGAGACCUCCUUGCCCCUGCGGAAACGCCGCUACUGCGCUCCAGAGGGGGCAGGUGGGGGCGCACAGGGGGCGCUGGCUGGCAAGGUCCCCAAGACGGAGAACGGCCAAGGGGAGACCGGACUGUGGGCUUCCCACUCCAAUGGCUACUGCUCCCAUUAUAUCCCGGUUAGCUAUUCCAGUUUGCCAGCUGCGUAUUAUCCAGGCCUGGCUGCCCCCUUCCUGAGCCCUGAGCUGUCUCCUCUUUUGCACCCCGUGACCCCGCACUCGUUGGUGGGGGUCCCCACUUGUUACUCCCUGCAUUGCCCGGUCGAGGCCCAGUGGGCCUUGGACAUUGCCACGGCAACCAGACAAGAUGAAGAUGGAGACACGCCCCUCCACAUAGCUGUGGUCCAGGGCAACGUGCCGGUUGCCCAGCGUUUGAUUCUUCUCUUCCAUCAGGGACAGCGAGACCUGGACAUCUUCAACAACCUGCGGCAGACCCCCUUACACUUGGCCGUCAUCACAGCCCAACCAACCCUGGUGAAGUUGCUGAUGUCUCACGGAGCAUCACCGAUGGUGCUGGACCGCAAUGGACAGACUGCCCUGCAUCUCGCCUCUGAACACGCCAGCCUCCAUUGCCUGCAGGAGUUGCUGGAUGGGAGGCCCGGCCCGCUGGAUCUGGAGGCCCGGAAUUUCGAGGGUUUUACCUCCCUCCAUGUGGCUGUUGGAACUUCCAAUCGCGAUGUGGUUCUCACUUUGCUGGAGCACGGGGCUGAUGUGGAUGCCGUGGAUAUUAAGAGUGGACGAUCUCCCUUACUGCAUGCUGUGGAAAAUAAUAAUCUAGAGAUGGUGGAACUGCUUCUACAGCACGGAGCCAACGUAAAUGCUCAGUCGUACGGGGGCAACACGGCUCUCCAUGCAGCCAGCGGCCGCGGCCUCUUGGACACCCUGCGGCUUCUGGUGCGCAACGGGGCAGACGGCAGCCUCAAGAAUUACCACAACGACACCCCCCUGAUGGUGGCCAAGAAUAAGAGGGUUAUCGACAUCCUGAGAGGGAAAGCUUCCCGUCCCGGACCACCACCUGACAACAUCCGUGAAGGGUCGUCCCCGGCAACCAGCAACGCCAGCUCUCCUGGCAUCCGGCCUGCCCAAACUGGCUUGCUCCGAGCUUCGCCUGACUCCUACUCCACCACGCCCAGCCCAGCCCAGACCCCAAAGCCCCACCGGGCAGUGCAGUCCCCCAAGUCCACCAACCAGAAACCAGAGAGCAUUAUAGCGACCAAUGGGCUUUCAGCACCCGGCUCCUUGCACAGAGUGAAACUGGAAAGAAGCCCAACUCCGCCCACUUUGGAGCAGCCAAUGGGAUUCACGGGGCCGCCCACAUUCUUCUUGCCUGUGGCCGAGAGCAUGAUGGACCCCACCUUCCAUCACCCCGCCCUCUACCCUUUUGCGACGUCCGGCCAUAACCUCUCCUCCCAUCACCUGCAGCUGCUUCCGAUUGGCCUGAACCAUUCCGCCAUACCCCUGCCCCCCGUGUCCCUGGCCAAUCGGAUUCACCCGAGGGGCACGGAGACGGACCAACCACAGACAAUCCUGGACGCUGAGAAGCCGCCAGCUCCCGCCCGUGAAGGACAAUGGCUCCAAAGCCGCAACAGCGGGCCCGGUGGUAGCUGACAGGAGGAGAUGAAGGGACUCCCAUCAGCCUCCUGUAACCGGGAGACUGGCCAAGGAAGGCCAUAAACCAGGCAGAGUGCCAAGGAUUUUAGACUUUGCUGCUACGGAUUCCCCGGCACGUAAUCGGCACUCCUUUGCUGCUUCGGAAUCCAGAAUGCCCACACCUCCCGUGGACCCAAGUUCUUGCCCUGUGCGUUUGCGCAUAGCAACACGCCCCAAGCCUGAGAUGAUGCUUCAGGCUGUGCUAAGCCAGGGGUCUGCUGGUCUGCUUGAAUUGCCCCCCCACAACCGCAGUUCCAUCCUCUUCAGGUUUUGCUUCUUCUUAGGCCACUCCCUAGGCAGGUUUUGUCUGGAGCUGGGGGUGGGGUGCAUUUUUAGGAGAGGAAAUCGCAGCGGCGAAGUCCAUGAGCACUCUCUUCCCUCCGCCCCCUCAGCAACGUUGCACUGGCAGCGGUUGGUCGCGCAGCAAGCGGUGGUGGUGCUAUGUCUCCCUCCAGUGGAGGAGUGUUGAAUUGCAUGCCGCUUCGCCAAAUUGUGCCAUCACCUGAGAUAAACCAGCCCUUUCAACAUGGAGGAAUUCUUAAGAGCAAGGAAACACGGAUUUCACCCCCUUUCUCCCCCUCCCUCCCUGCCUGCCUGCCCUAACAUUGCCAGUUUUCCCGGUGAUUACAAAAUCAUACAUUUCAGGAAGUGCAAAGUGAAUUGGUGUGGCGGUGAUGCAGGGCAGCUGGAGGGCGAAAAUGCCACUAGGUGGCCGGGGGUGGGAACUUGGGGGUUUUCUGAAAGCCUGAGCAAGCCAAGUGGAAUGUUGGGUAGAUUUGUAAGGAUUUGCAAUUUCAGAAAUUCCCUGGCCAAUGUCCUCAUCAUUAGAGGAAGUUGUAGAGGUAGAAAUGAUUAGUCAGUGCGGCGAGAGGGUUACAGGGGAGUAUGAAAUGUGUCCUUCAAAAGGGGAGGGAGGUUAGUCCUAGUUAAUUGAUCUGUUGCGUGUGGAACCUCCUCCUCUUCCUCUUCCUCCUCCUGAUCCAGCUUAGGAAUGGGAGUCGAGCCGGAAAAGACUGUCACAGGAGUGGUAAUUUCCCCUUAAAAUCCCCUCCUUUGACACCCGCCUCUUCAGCACAAGACAGUUUGCCCUGCUUUCCACUCAGGGACGGGAGGGUGUGUAGCUCCGUGCUAGAGCACAUGCUUUACAGGCAAAAGGUUGUAGGUUCAAUCCCCGGCACGUCCACAUAAGGCUGAGACGGAAAGAAUCUUGCCUAAAACCCAGAAGAGCACAGCUGCCAGCCAGCUUUCCCCAACCUGGUACCGUCUGGGUGUUUUGCACUACAGUGACCAGCAUUCCUGACCAUUGGGUGCUGUAAUCCAAAACAUCUGGAAAGCACCACGCAGGGGCAGUGGAGGCUGAUGGCUCCGAUGUCAGGGGGCAGUGAAUCCGCUCCGGGUUUCAGGCAGAACCAGUCAGAACUCUGCAGGUGCUAUCCAUGGAGCUCUCCGCACCUUGGAUAGCGCUUUUAGAGUUCUGACUGAAACCCGGAGCGGAUUCAUCACCCCACUGACCUCGGAGCCACCAGACCCCGCUGCAAAGGAGAACGCUGCGCUAAACCAUAAUCCACAAGAAUUGGAGGGUACCCGAUUGCAGAAGGCUGGUGUAAAUGAUAUUGCUCUACACCAAGCAGGAUAUGACACUUUGAAAAUGUUUUGAAAACUGUUUAUGGACCUCAACAGUUGUCACUACUGUUAUAAACUUUUAAAGCAGUAGUGUAGAUCUUGCCUAGAUGCUCUGUCUCAGUAGAAGGCGGGUUCCAAGUUCCACUUCACUGUCAUUGAUCCAUUCUUCCCUCCCUUCCAUUCCAUUGGAUCAUCCUUCCAUUCUCCCCUCCCUAAUAACAGGAACGGUAUCUCUGGGGUCCCUCUCCCCCCACCCCCAAAUUUUCUUGCCAGACAUUCUUUCUCUGCUUUUAAGGACAACCAUACUUGAAAAGUAGCACCCUCUAAUCAUCCCACGGUAGAAAAAAUCGGAUGCGGAGGGGUCUCUUUUUUUUUCCCCCUUCCUAAUUUGUCAAUAAAGUAUUUUUCUACUU
Messenger RNA from Elgaria multicarinata webbii, 4244 nucleotides. It is a transcript of the gene BCL3, whose product is annotated as BCL3 transcription coactivator. Lineage: Eukaryota; Metazoa; Chordata; Lepidosauria; Squamata; Anguidae. Gene Ontology annotation, cellular component: cytosol. Bases 424 to 2166 code for a protein of 580 amino acids. Gene Ontology annotation, biological process: cellular response to tumor necrosis factor. The record is from RefSeq and is a predicted model, not a curated record. Gene Ontology annotation, molecular function: NF-kappaB binding. The transcript has 10 exons.